UAAAUAUUGAUUGGUGGGUGACAGUCAUAUAAAUGAAGUGAGAAACUGUAGUUUGUUGGUUGUUGCAAAGCAAGCAAGCACAAUAUUUGAGGGUGUGGAAGAAGAUAAGCAAAGCCUAAGGAGAGGGAGCAGAGUGCAUUUAUUGUGGAGUCAAAUUACAAGAGUAGUAACCAUUAAUAGAAACAAAAAUCUAAUCAUUAAAGUAUCAUUAGUUGUGACUUGGCCAAAUUAAGAUUAACUUUUGUCCUGAAAGGACAGCACUAUGUUUUUAUGGGAGCAAUGCAAUGCAAUGCAAUGCUGCCAUAAAUCAUAAUCUCUCGCCUUAUCACAUUCUCUCACUCUUUCACUACCAGACACUCUCGUACACACACGUUCACAAGGCCAACUGGCAAUAUUGAUUCAUUCGCAUAAAGAUAAAAUAAGAAGGCGAAAGGAUUGUGCAAAAGGACAGAACCAGUUUACAAUUCUUAGACAAUUCCUCUCUCUUUCUACCUCUUUCUUAUUUUAUUUUUUUUAUAUCAAUUCUCCUUUUACUCCUUUUCUUACUUGUGCUUAGAAGAAGAACUACAUAAGAAGCACAAGGGGUAAGAGACACAGGGAAAUCAAAGCAGCUGCUACCUCUAGCUCCUCUACCACUAUAUGAUCUUUCAUUUCAUCCUUCGACUUUUACUUGAUCAUAUUUCAUAUCAGACAUAUUGAAAAUCUAUUAAAACAACACCAACCUUGGUGCCUGAAGAAAGAAGGGUCGAAUGGAUUAUCAAAUAUCUUCUGCUUCACAAUACAGUAAUGGUAGUGAAUCCGGUUGGACCCAUUAUUUGGACCAAUCUUCUCUUUCUGAAAAUUACUUCCGGAGGAGAAGUGGGGUGGUGGAGGAUGAAGGAAAGGGAGCAAGAAUGGAGGAGUCUGAGGAAGAUUUAUCCAUGGUAUCUGAUGCUUCUUCUGGACCUCCACAUUAUGAUAACGAAUACUGUUGUCAGAAUUGGUAUCCUUGCCUUUCUUCUACAACCAAAGAAUCCCAAAAGAAGAAGGUCAAAGAAUAUGGCAGAAGUCAACAGUCUUCACCUCUCGAUGACACUGCAAGCUCUCCGUUUUUCAACUAUCCCGUGGAGAGUCACAAGAAGCAAGACAGUUUCCCCGGGAAUGGAGAAGUUGAGAGUGCAUUGGAUUUUUCUCAAUGCGUAUCUGCGACAAGAAUAAAGAAAAAGACAAAAUUCAAGAAGCACUUGAGUUUCUUGGAGAGGUCUAUAGCUGGAAAGCUUGCCACAGAGGAAGAAGGUGGUUUUGAUGAAGAAGGGAAAUGAGUUAUUUUGCUGUAGACCUUGUCACUGUUGUUGCUGCAUUGCUGUGGAAAGAGAGACCAGAAGAAUGGAGGUCAAAGGAGAGAAGCUACUCAAUGUCUGGCAAAAGGAACUCCUUUUUCUUUUUCUUUUUCUUUUUUAUUUUUUCAAAAUAUUUUAAAAAAGAAAAGCUCUUAUGUUGUAAUUUUACCUUUUUUUUUUUUUUUAAUCUACUCGUAUGCUACUGCCUAUGGUAUUGGGAGCAACCUAAGAGAAUAUAGGAAACUGAAUAAGGUUUGUGUCCUCCAUUUUCUUUUGUUGUCAUUAGUGGCAGGCAUCUCUGGGACCUCCCAGGUCGUGUUCUUUUGAUACUAUUCACAAACUCUUCCUCAUAUGGUAUUCACUAUUCCUCCUUUUUCUCCAGUAAUAAUAAACACAAAAGAAAACCGAAUUAACUAAUUCACCACUGAACACAGCUAGCUAGCAAGAGAGCCAGAGAAAAAGGAAAAGUCAUUUCACCACUCACCAGCAUGAAGCAUAUAUCAAAUCCAAAGGCCUAGUAAUGAGUAGUGACCCACUUUAAUAAAUUGAGGCAGUGACAGCCUAGCUCACAACCACUUUGGAUGGGUAAAUGUGGCAAGGUAACUUAGCUUCACACCCAAAAUGGACAAUGUAUCCAAAUCAAACCAAAAGCCAACCUUCAUUUUAGGAGCAACCCCACCACCUUGUGAAAACUAUUCCACUUCAAUUCUCAUCCAUUCAUAACACUCCCUACAAUUAUUGAACUUUUGUUUUGGUAGGAUAUAUAUCAAACAAAAUCUUUUAUUCGUAGUUUUUAUAUCCUCAGACUCCAACCAACUGCAUGGAUCUACUACAAAAUAACUCAGAUAUUUGGAAACGGACAAACUCAUUAUUAUUUCACCUGUCAUUCUUACUUUAUUGUGUACUAUUUAAUUAAUAUUUGUAAUUGGAAAUUACAGUGUUACAACUCCUCCAAUGCCAACCAUGGAACACGCGAGAUUUAGAAUGGAAGACUCGCGUAGCUUUCCAACAUAUACACCGAAUUAGAAAACGCUUAAUAAAAAAAAUUAAGUUGCUUCCAGAUUCUCCCAAAAACAUUCCUA
Vigna umbellata (rice bean) is the source of this 2401-nucleotide messenger RNA. RefSeq names its product protein SOB FIVE-LIKE 5-like. NCBI's taxonomy places the organism in Eukaryota, Viridiplantae, Streptophyta, Magnoliopsida, Fabales, Fabaceae. Gene Ontology annotation, biological process: cytokinin biosynthetic process. The record is from RefSeq and is a predicted model, not a curated record.